Botrytis sinoallii is the source of this 857-nucleotide messenger RNA. RefSeq lists its product as uncharacterized. The transcript has 3 exons. Lineage: Eukaryota; Fungi; Ascomycota; Leotiomycetes; Helotiales; Sclerotiniaceae. The record is from RefSeq and is a predicted model, not a curated record. The coding region runs from base 1 to 786 and encodes 261 amino acids.
AUGAUCAAUUCUAAACCUACAGUAGUUUUCAUCCCAGGCUUCUGGCAUACCCCAGAAGGAUUUACACCUCUCGCCAAAGUUCUGGAAAAGGAAGGCUAUCCCUCUGUCCUGGUCAACCUACCCAGUGCAGGCGCUCACCCCGGGCACCCUGACUUCUCACAAGAUGUGGCUGCAAUUCGCAAGAUCAUUAUCGAAUUAGCCGAUGAGGGCAAGGAAGUCAUGGUGGUGAUGCACUCUGGUGGAAGUGUUAGCGGCAGCGAAGCUUCCCGUGACUUGGGUAAGAAGGAACGCCAAGCUGAGGGAAAGAAUGGCGGGAUAGUGAGAGUCAUUUAUAUUGGCAUUCUAUUACCCAGUGCAGGGAAGACUAUGUUUGAGACAUUUCAAGGCGUGGUUUCGCGUCCCGAUUUGGAUCCGGAUUUUGUGAUUGAUCCAGAUCAGAGCUUUCAUGUCUUUGCUGAAGAUGGCACUUCAACUAGCACUGACGGCGAUACGAGAUUUUAUAAUGAUCUCUCUGCAGAAGAUGCAAAAUAUUGGAGCAGCAAGUUGACUUCGCUUUCGCUAGGAGUUGGGAUGUCUCCAUUGACUUAUGAGGCUUGGAAAUACAUACCCUCAGCGUAUAUCAUGCCACUGCAAGACAAAAGCAUUCCGUUGAAGCAAGUUCGGCAGAUUGUAAAGGAAGCGAAUAUUGAGAUGGUGUUUGAAAUAGAGACAGGUCAUUGUCCAUAUCUUGUACAGCCAGAGACAGUAGCUGGUUUCAUUCGAAAGGCAGGAGGAGAGAUUAUUUGAUUACCAUUAGAAGACCUGGAACAAUUGCCUCUAUCGGCCAAAUACAAUUAGCCCUUCUUUCAUGAUAUAAA